Molecule: messenger RNA, 1437 nt
Organism: Sinocyclocheilus anshuiensis
Lineage: Eukaryota; Metazoa; Chordata; Actinopteri; Cypriniformes; Cyprinidae
Gene: mtif3
Product: mitochondrial translational initiation factor 3
Exons: 4
Coding region: 204-1073 (289 amino acids)
Biological process (GO): mitochondrial translational initiation; ribosome disassembly
Cellular component (GO): mitochondrion
Molecular function (GO): ribosome binding; translation initiation factor activity
Source: RefSeq, a predicted model, not a curated record
AGAAGCGGCGCGUUGGCGUGACGUCACAUGUGUGCGCCAAGAUUCGUUUGUCAGUCAGAGAAGUCACUUGCUUUAACGUUUCUAGUUUUAUUAAUUCAUUCCGAGGGCAAAUUUUGUGUUUAUGACCCAGAUUAUUUGUCUUGAAAUUACCUGACUGAUAUCAUUUUUUUCGUCCUUGACGUCGGUUCCGUACGACUCUAGUGAUGUCUCUAGGAUUCCUGAGGUUUGUUUUGAGUCAGACACUAAGCCCCAGUCCUCUUCGACCCAUCAGCCGGGUCAUCUCACGCCUGGCAAGGAACCCAUCAACCCUCAGGCCAGCAUGUUCUUGCCAUAUUGUCUCGCCCUGGCUAUGUACGUACUUCUCCACAGACACUGAGAGCGGGAGCACCAGUGUGACAGAUUUCCAGAAGGAAACGAAAAAGCUGGACCCAAGAGCACGAGUCACUUUUGGCAGCGUGGGUAGGAAGAUUGGUCAGCGCCAUAUACAGUUAUUGGGUGAGGAUGGAGAGGAAUUGGGUACAAUGCACCGUGCUGAUGUAAUACGACUGAUGGACGAAACAGGGCUGAGGCUUGUUGCCAUAAAUGACGAUUGUGAUCCUCCAUUAUACAGACUGAUGAAAGGGAAACAGAUCCACGAAGAGCAGAUGAAACUUAGAGACAAAAAGAAAGCCAAAAAAGGGCCUGUCCAAUCAAAGGAGCUAAUUUUUUCCUCCGAUAUCUCCCUUCAUGACUUGGACACUAAACUGCGGCAAGUUGUCAGCUGGCUGGAAAAAAACAACCACGUCAGACUCACCAUCAGAGGCUUCAGAGCAGGAACUGACGGUGGCACACCACUGGACAAAGUCUUAACACAGAUGGUGGAGAGGAUAUCAGUGCCUGUUGGCUUUGUAUCAAAACCUUCUGUGGUUCGUGGGGGUCGUGCUGCCAUGUGUGUCCUUCGGCUUGCUUCUGCUAAAGAACUGCAGAAAAAAGGAGCAGAGACUUCGAACAAGAAUUUAAAACCUGACUCAGAGACACCAGCAUCUCUUCGUAACUCCUCUACAGAGGACUCAAAAGACUUGAAGCAACAAUAAAAUUCUAUGCAAAUUUCAAUACAAAAGUGUAUUUUUUCUGCAGUGGCAUAUUUACUUUGGAACGAGUUUUGCUUUAGAAAGUUACUUGGGUUCACCGGAAUAUGACUCAUGAUCACUGGGCUCUACACUAACAGCGGUUCUAAAAGGUGAACCACUGGAUUUGCAGGGUCAUUGAGUUCAGAAUAAAUGGAUUUUGUUUGGCUGACAAUGCUCUCUGAUUUAAUGGGCUCAGAUUCAGAACUAUGGGAGGUUUCUGGGAAGUCUGGUUUUGAAAUUGUACAACUUUCAGAGCUGAAACAAUGCAACUGACUAAUUAAUUGAGGAUUCAUAGUAGUUUCUGAUUGGUUAUUUUGUGGCACUGAAG